This is a messenger RNA of Centruroides sculpturatus (bark scorpion), 1803 nucleotides long. RefSeq names its product translation initiation factor IF-2-like. Gene Ontology annotation, molecular function: translation initiation factor activity; GTPase activity; GTP binding. Bases 1 to 1803 code for a protein of 600 amino acids. The transcript has a single exon. The record is from RefSeq and is a predicted model, not a curated record. NCBI's taxonomy places the organism in Eukaryota, Metazoa, Arthropoda, Arachnida, Scorpiones, Buthidae. Gene Ontology annotation, biological process: translational initiation.
AUGAAAAAAGACAAACGUAGGUCGAACGUUGAAGAAAUUCGCACCCAGUUUAAAACCGUUGAUAUUGAGUUAAAAGACGGCGUUUUUACUUUUACCAGUCCUCUCACGAUCGGUGAAUUUGCCGCCAAAAUUGGUAAGUCGCCCAACCAAAUCAUUAACCAUUACUUUAAACUUGGCAAACUUUACAACAUUAACCACAUGCUAACCGAAGAGCAAAUCGCCGAGCUUUGUUUAGAGUACGGCUACGACUUUAGCAAGCAAGAGCAGGUGACCGCUUCUAAUUUCAUGGAAGUGCUGGAAAUCAAAGACGAUCCCAAAGAUCUCAAACCGCGACCACCGAUCGUAGUUAUCAUGGGUCACGUUGACCACGGCAAAACUACUUUGCUCGAUAAAAUUCGCAACACCCAAGUUACCGCCAGCGAAGCGGGCGGCAUUACCCAGCACAUCGGCGCUUACCAAGUUGAGCAUGAAGGUCAAAAAAUUACUUUCAUUGACACGCCGGGUCACGAAGCUUUCACGGCCAUGCGUGCCCGCGGCGCGAAAGUAACUGACAUCGUCGUUUUAGUGGUGGCUGCCGACGACGGAGUCAUGCCCCAAACGCGGGAAGCAAUCGACCACGCCCGAGCCGCUAAAGUGGCAAUCAUCGUUUUUGUUAACAAAAUUGAUAAGCCUGGCGUUGACCUAGAGAAAGUUAAACGUGAAUUAUCCAAGGAAAACGUGACGGCCGAAGAUUGGGGCGGUGACGUGCAGUUUGUUUACGGAUCAGGCUUAACCGGGCAAGGGAUCGAAGAGCUUUUCAAGGCGAUUAGUUUGCAGGCGGAAAUGUUGGAGUUAAAGGCUAACCCCGACCGGUUCGCGCUCGGAACAGUGAUUGAAUCCAAAGUUGACAAAGGUCGCGGCACGAUCGCAACGCUAAUUGUCCAAAACGGUUCACUCCACAAAGGCGACUUUGUGGUGGCUGGUUUUCACUACGGUCGCAUUCGUAUGAUGCUUGAUCCAAACGGAGAAGCGGUAAAAGUCGCUUUGCCGGGAACGCCAGUCUUGAUCACCGGUCUUAAUUAUUCGCCCCGGGCGGGCGACCGUUUUUUCGCCUUUAAAGACGAAAAGUUUGCCAAGAACUUAGCCGAGCAAAAACGCCAAGAAGACCGCGCUCAGGAGUUAAAAGAACGUAUUCCGCUCCAAGUCAAGGAGGGCGUGAAAGUUUUAAACGUGAUCAUUAAGUCGGAUGUGCAAGGUUCGGCCCAAGCGAUCAAACAAACACUGAGCAAAAUUGAAAACGAAGAAGUUAAAGUUAACGUGGUUCGUUCGUCGGUUGGGCAAAUUAGCAAAUCCGAUAUUUUGCUAGCUCAAGCUUCGCAAGCGACGAUUUUUUCCUUUAAUAUCCGACCUUCAAACGACAUUAAGCAAAUCGCUGCCCAGGAAAAAGUGACCAUUCGUCCCCACACGGUUAUUUACCAAAUUGUUGAGGACGUCCAAACGAUUUUGAAAGGGAUGAUGGCGCCUAAGUUCACCGAGAAAGUUACCGGUGAAGCCCAAAUUUUAAAGGUGAUAUACUCUUCCAAAAUCGGCAACAUCGCCGGCUGCAAAGUGACAGACGGAGUGAUUAAGUCUCAGAGCAAAGUGCGGCUGUUACGGGAAGGUAAAAUCGUGGCAAACACCGAACUUGAUUCGCUCCAGCGCGGCCAAGACGCGGUUCGUAAAGUCGAAAAAGGUUUUGAGUGCGGUGCUCAUCUCGCCAAUUACAACGACAUCAAAGUUGACGACGUGAUCCAAGCUUACGAACAAGUUGAAGUCGAGAGUUAG